This is a messenger RNA of Daldinia caldariorum, 2845 nucleotides long. Its product is annotated as sure-like protein. Gene Ontology annotation, biological process: protein modification process. NCBI's taxonomy places the organism in Eukaryota, Fungi, Ascomycota, Sordariomycetes, Xylariales, Hypoxylaceae. Gene Ontology annotation, cellular component: P-body. The coding region runs from base 190 to 2595 and encodes 801 amino acids. Gene Ontology annotation, molecular function: hydrolase activity. The record is from RefSeq and is a predicted model, not a curated record. The transcript is spliced from 3 exons.
GCACCUUUCAUCCCAACUUCCAACUACUACAUAUCAUUUUUGAAUCAACCAUUCUUUUAAAUUAUAGAAAAGGUUUUAUUCGUUUACAAGUUACAACAAGACAUCCGUAUUGUAGUAUUGACAACCAAUUCCAAUUGGCCAUAAAAACAAUUAUAAGACAGGUUAGGUUAGGUACUUUACACCAUCACCAUGCAUAUAUUAGUGACCAACGACGAUGGUCCUCCGUCCCCGACCUCGUCGCCCUACGUACAUAGUCUAGUCCGCGAGCUUCAAAAACGAGGACAUACCGUCUCCGUCUGCUUACCCCACGCCCAACGUUCCUGGAUUGGAAAGGCCCAUAUGAUCGGUCAGACCGUGAAACCUCUCUACUACCGCCCUUCUGCCACCUUCGACCCUUCACCCAGCGCUGCCUCCCAACCUCAAGGAACUGUAUAUACACGACCCGGCACAGACAGAAAAGAAGAAGAAUGGGUUCUUGUGGAUGGAACACCGGCUAGCUGCGCCCAGAUUGGUCUACACCACUUCUUCAAAGAGAAAGGUCCAAUUGACCUUGUAGUAUCCGGUCCCAAUUACGGCCGGAAUACAACGGCAGUCUUCGCGCUCAGCUCCGGUACGCUGGGUGGCGCGCUCGAAGCCGCCGUAUGUAAAAAGAAGGCUAUCGCUUUGAGCUACGCGUUUUUCAGCCGUAACCACGACCCCGUCAUUAUCGAUGCCGCUACCCGGCACAGUGUGCGUGUUAUCGAAAAGCUGUAUGCCCAAUGGCCGACGGACAAGAGCGUUGACCUAUACUCGGUCAACGUACCGCUCGUCGAGGGCGUUGACGAACGAAAAACCCUAUGGACCGAAAUGUUGCAAAAUUAUUGGGGCGAAUCAUCUGUCUGUUUCGAAGAAGUCGAGGGAAGCGUUGGCGACGAGGAAGAGGAAGAAGAGAGGAUCAGGGAGGGAGAAGAAGCAAUAUCAUCCGGCGCCGUCGAUUCGAAAGCAAACGGCAAUAGUGGUGAGACAGAGCAGACCCGGUAUCCACACAGACAUUUCAAGUGGGCCCCGAAGUUUGCGGAUGUUUAUAAGAGUGUUGAGGAGUCGCCGCCAGGGAACGACGGGUGGGCGGUGAAGGAGGGUUUCACAAGUGUAACACCAAUGAAGGCAAAUUUCUAUCACACGGCAACGCACUUAUACGGAGAGGAGUUGAAAUUGGAUAAAUCGGAUUCCUUAGGAAUGGCAGUGCCUGCGUCGACUUUGAUAUACCAACCAAAGCACCACUUCUACGCCUUAGUUGCCUACGAAGACCCCUAUGUCCAACCACUUAUACUGUCUGCCCUGGAAAAGUUCUUCCCCCCUGAGUCAUACACUUUACUCUCGACUCCUGAUUCAGUGGCUCAGGGUGAACCCGUACCAUUAAGCAAGCUGUUGCCAGAAAACAGCAGUAGCCCUGUCCUACAGAUCACACCCUACGAAGCCAUCGACUGGGACUAUGUAGACUCACAUGCGGAGACAUGUAUGGUAAAUAGCUAUAUGCUGCGCAAGGCGCUCAUAAGAAAGCAUUACCUAUCAGCAACUGUUGAGCAAUGGGUAGCCAAGCGCCCUGAGUCGGUAUUAAAGACCCACGUGAAAAGGAGCGAGGCAUUCGAGCUAGACUACGCCGAAUUUCUAGACGACGCCCUCAUUGAGGCCUUCGAUUUACGUGCAAGCCUGGAGAAGAACGCAGCGAAUGAACCGGGCCACGAAGUCGAAUGGUGGAUUCUCAAGCCCAGUAUGAGUGAUAGGGGGCAGGGUAUCCGGUUAUUUAGCACGAUGGAAGACCUACAGGGAAUUUUUGACGAGUGGGAAGAGAACCUACCGGAUAGCGAGGAUGAGGAUGAAGAAGGCGAUGAUGACGCGGCCUCAAAUCCCGAUGCUGAUUCCGAGAGGCGCAACGAUAUCACCACCUCGCAUCUUCGUCACUUCGUGGCUCAGCCGUACAUACAUCCACCACUACUACUGCCCGGCGAUAACCGCAAGUUCCACAUCAGAACAUACGUCGCGUGCGUUGGUAGGCUGGACGUCUACGUGUACAGGGACAUGCUGGCGUUGUUCGCGGGCAAACCUUACACUGCGCCCACUACCAACACAUCGUCUGCCGCUGCCGCUCCCGACCUUGAGGCCCAUCUGACCAACACGUGCCUGCAGCGCUCGGUCGACGACGGCACGGUCCGGCGGUUCUGGGAGCUGCCGCUCCCGCCGCGCACGAAGGCGGACGUGUUCGCGCAGAUCUGCGACGUCACGGGCGAGGUGUUCGAGGCGGCCGCGCGCGCCAUGCAGAUGCACUUCCGGCCGCUGGGCAACGCGUUCGAGGUGUUCGGCCUCGACUUCCUGGUCGACGCCCGGGGGACCCCCUGGCUGCUCGAGGUCAACGCGUUCCCGGACUUCCGGCAGACGGGCGACGAGCUGCGGGGGUUGGUUCAGGGCCUCUGGGAGGAGGUGUUAAGGCGCGCGGCGUUGCCGUUUUUGGGGGUCGGGGAUGAGGAUGGCGCGGGCGCGGGCGCGGAUAGGGGCGAGGAGGAAGAAACUGAGGGGAAGAGGUUGGUGCUUGUUAGGAGGGUGGAUUUGGGGAGAUAGGGAAAGCAAUGUAUCGUAGAGUUAUGAUAAGAAUAGAGAUGAAUGGAUAGAUAGAAGGCUCUACCUAAGGUACAUAAUGUGUUAUGAAUUUCGGACACAGUUAUUGUUUGCUACCGAUGUCACCCGAUAUAUCGUCACUUUUUAUCUAUAGCUUAGUAGUUGUCCAGCCCUCAAGUAGAUAGGUUAGGUUAGGUUAGGUUAGGUACCUAGAGUUUAUAUUUCUUCGUGUAAUCGUAGAUCUAUUUUUCCC